This is a messenger RNA of Misgurnus anguillicaudatus (oriental weatherfish), 3385 nucleotides long. Its product is annotated as olfactory receptor 52E4-like. Gene Ontology annotation, molecular function: olfactory receptor activity; G protein-coupled receptor activity; odorant binding. Gene Ontology annotation, biological process: G protein-coupled receptor signaling pathway; detection of chemical stimulus involved in sensory perception of smell. Lineage: Eukaryota; Metazoa; Chordata; Actinopteri; Cypriniformes; Cobitidae. The record is from RefSeq and is a predicted model, not a curated record. Gene Ontology annotation, cellular component: membrane.
GCCAAAUUGUAUAAUUCUGUUCAUAGGCUUGAUGAGGUAUAUAGCUGAAGAUACACCAGAGUAGGAUGGGUUCAGGCCAUUGAGGGAGUAAAAAAAAGCCAGUGGGAUAGACGGAGAAGGGAAAAGUAGAGGGUCAAGUUUACAAAAAAAAAAAACUUGUAACUUAGUACUUGUCAGAGCUCCUUGGAGUUAAAAGAUCAGGAAUGCUAAAGGCCACAAAGGAGAAGGAAGAAAAGCUCCUUCAAAAAAUGCACAGUGACCCAUGGAGAGAGGAAUAACUUGACCAUGAAGGAAAACUGGGCAGUUCAGAGGAGCCAACUAUCUCCUUUGAUGAGGGAGAGCCCAGAUGGCAGAAAGUCAAUGACUUUAUCCGAAAGGCCAGGGGAAGAUCUGCACCAGGGCUAAAUAGAAUUCCAUACAGAGUUUACAAGAACUCCAAGUGUCUGAGGAGACAUCUUGGGAGGCAACUUAUGGUAGUGUGGAGGAAGAACCAUCUGCCAGUUUUCAUAUUGUUGAGAGCUGUUUCAUCCCCAAGCAGGAGGACUGUUCCAGCUUGAAAGACUUCUGCACAAUUUCAUUGUUGUAUGUGGAGGGCACAACAGGUUCAUUGAUACCUCUGUACAAACAGGCAGAGUACCAGGAGUCCCCGGUUGCAUCGAGCACAACAGCGUCGUCUCCAAGAUCAUUGAGGUUGCUAAGAGGAACCAGGGAGAUCUAACGGUCCUGUGACUCAACCUAACAAAUGCUUAUGGCACAGUUCCGCAUAAGCAUUGAUCAGGCUGUGGGACAGGCAAACAUUGUAGUGAAGAUGGGGCAGAAGUGGAAAGCUAGCGGAGCUCUGGGGGAAGCGGAGGAGCUCUUACAACAUGCAGACAUUAUUGGCACGGUGACUCAGGGGAGGCUGGGCCUGGAAGUCAUCACCCGAGCAAGCUAGAAGGAGGCAAGGGUAAAGGACCAGAAAGGGAUGGUGCAGAAGGAGAUUCAGGCUAUGGAGGAGGAGAGCAGACAAGCCAUGGCAGUGGCCAUGAAACUGCAAGGCAGCUGGACUAGGUGGGAAGGUGUCAAAGGAAGAUCUCUCAGUUGGAAGGACAUCUGGAACAUGGAGGGGCAUCGGAUAAGGUUCCUCCUUAGCUCCGUGUACGAUGUGCUGCCAACACCAACAAACCUCCAAAGAUGAAGACUGACAGAGGAUCCGUUCUGUUUGCUGUGCGAGAGACCAGCAAACAUGGAGCACAUUCUGUUGUCCUGUUGGGCAGGCCUCACUGAAGGUUCAGGUGGCGAAAUGACCAGGUGCUGGGGCAACUGGCCGAUGGACUGGAGAAGGAGGGGAAGCGGAAAAGAACCAAGGCCCAAGACAAAGGUGUGCUUAAUGUGACAGAGCGGUACAGCUUUUUAACAAGAGCAAAUAUCUUACAUGUAAGCUCCUACUAUGCCACACCAGGAAUUACACCCACAGAAAUACACUUGACCUCUUAAAAUGAGCACUCCAAAACAUGCAGUUGAUCACUCCACUUUAAAUGCACCAAAAGAAAAAAAACUAAAAGUAAAAAAAAAUACUAACCUGUAGGGAUGUCCCAAUCCGAACACGUGAUUGGAAAUCGUGCCCGAUCACGUGGUUUCAGACUCGAUCGGAAUCGGACGUUACCUCCCGAUCAGGACUCGGAUACAUAUGCAGGGUUUAAAUUGGGCCAGGGCUGUUCAGGGUUAAGCACUCUGCUCCAUGCCAGUGUACACACUGCGCUGGUGCGUGUGAACUGAUGAGAAGAGAAUAAUGACGUGUUUUCAUUCAUAGGCUUCACACUCGUACGUGCGGGGCACUCACAACAAAACUUUUUUUUUACUUUUGUUAUUUCAGUUUGAGAUAAAUCACUCCUCAACUUAGCUCAUCUUUGUUUUCGCCGUCGCAAAUGGAAAUACCUAUGACGCAGUUUUUUUACCCGACGGGAGGGGUUCUGGUGGACCAAUCAAAGCGCUUGUGGCUUUAUUUUGCAUAAUCACAGCAAACCCCUGAGUCUUGGUUAGAUACUUUAAAAAUACUAGCAUGUACUACUGAGACACAGUCCAUCUACCACACAACGAUGCUGCUCUAAUCUCCAGCAUUUUCUAUAAAGAUGCAGUGAUGGUAAUUUCACAGAAUUUCAAAUAAUGGUUUUCUGAUAGUUAGAUAUAGAUAUUUAUUUAAUAAUAUAUGGUCAGGUUAGCAUGACUUAUAGUACAUAAACAACAAUCAAUGUUGUUUAUUUUUAAGCUUAAACUAUUUGCAAUCUUUAUUGCUCUCAUCCUUAUUGAAAACAAAAUUUUUUACACAAGCAAAAUGGACAACGGAACAUAUUUUUAUUUCAUGUUGUUUGAAAAUCUUGGACACAUGAGAUACAUUUUCUUCAGUUUAGCCUUUAUUUAUUACUGUGUUGUCUUAUGUUUGAAUGUCCUUAUUGUUCUUGCAAUACGUCAGGAAAGGACAUUACACCAGCCCAUGUACAUUCUGAUUGCAUGUUUGUCCAUUAACUCUUUGUAUGGUACAGCUGCCUUUUUCCCAAGGUUACUGUCAGACUUGCUGUCUGAUAUACACACAAUCUCCCGUGAAACUUGUUACUUGCAGGUCCUUGUCAUAUACACAUAUGCAUCGUAUGAGUUUACAAUAUUAACAUUAAUGGCAUUUGAUAGACUUGUUGCAAUCAGUAAACCUUUACAAUAUCAUAACAUAAUUACUCCAAGAUCUCUGACUGUAUUAAUGGUUAUUAACUGGACUUAUCCUUUAAUUAUGGUUGGUAUUGCUAGUAUUUUAACUGCCAGACUGACUAUUUGCGGUAACAAACUGUACAAAGUAUACUGCCAUAAUUAUGACAUUGUGAAACUUUCUUGUGUGCGCAAUACUGUUAUUAAUAUUUAUGGUCUUCUUGUGACAAUCACAACUGUUUUCAUCCCUUUGAUAUUUAUUUUUUAUUCCUAUGUCAAAAUCCUUAUUGUUUGUAAAAGAAGCUCACCAGAGUUCAGAAGCAAAGCUUUUCAAACUUGUGUCCCUCACAUGGUGAUCCUUUUCAAUUUCUCAAUUGCCAUUUUUUGUGAGCUCACUUUGAGUCGAUUUGUGGAUGGUGAGCUUCCCACAACACUUACUGUUGUUCUUUCUCUUAAUUUUCUUAUUAUACCACCUUUAUUAAACCCUGUUGUUUAUGGAUUAAACUUUCCUGAUAUUCGCAAAAACUUUAUUUGCCAUAGAAAAGCUUCAUGGUAGUCUGAUAAAGUAUAAUUAUUAAUUGCUUGUGUUGUAAUAUUGUUUUUUUUUCUUAAAAACUUUAUAAAAGUUUUCUUUCAUUAAAACUUCCAUAUCAUUAGAGUUUACCGUAUAUUAAUAACUUCAAACAUAGAUUUUAUUCUUUUAUAAAGU